UUCUGUGGGCGGGGCACCUGUGUUCCGGAAGUGCGCUGGUGUUUGUGUUUGCGUAGUUUCUGUUACUCGGCCGCUCUCGGUAGGAGGUCGGGGUGCGAUCCGGUGCUAGGAUGAAGGAGCCCAGCACGUCUGUCGGGACUGCUCCGGUCCCGGCCUUUCUUAUGAAGCUCUGGGCGCUGGUGGAGGACCCGAGUAAUAAUGAUGUCAUCUCGUGGAGCUGGAAUGGCCAGAACUUUUGUAUUCUAGAUGAACAGAGGUUCUCUAAAGAGAUUUUGCCCAAGUACUUCAAGCACAACAACCUGUCCAGCUUCAUCCGCCAGCUUAAUAUGUAUGGCUUCAGGAAAGUGAUGAGUCUGGAGAGUGGGCUUCUAAGGUCUGACCGUAGCUCCUGCAUCGAGUUCCAACAUCCUUUUUUCAAAAAGGGGAAGUCAGAACUUUUGGAAAAUAUUAAACGAAAGAUGUCUUCGGUGAAGUCGGAAGAGCCUCAUCUCACACCAGAAGAGCUACAGAAAGUAAUUACAGAGUUACAAGACUUGAAAGAUGUGCAAAGCAACUUGGAUACAAAAUUGGAAAAUAUGAGACGAGAAAAUGAGGCUCUAUGGAAAGAAGUAUCAGCACUCAGACGAAGACACUGUCAGCAGCAAAAGCUCCUUUCAAAGGUGCUUCAGUUCAUCCUGAGCUUAAUGAGGGGAAAUAUUGUAAUGACGCCAAAAAGAAAAAGGCAGUUAACGCUGGAUUCAACUCAAUCCCCUCCACCAAAAUACAGUCGGCAGAUCUUAGAGAUUCCAGAGGGUGUGGAGGAAGAAGGGCAAUACUCUUCUUCAAACCCUGUAAACUUUAGAGACCACGAACUAGAGAUCCAUGAGAUCUUCAGUCCUGGUGAGGGCACCUCCGAAGCUUCCAUUCAUACGAAAGAGCAAGUACAGAAUGUUACAGUCCAUCCAGUAACUGAACAGCUUGGUGAUUCAAUACAAGAAGUUAUUAUUGAUGAUCCAGUUCUGCAGUUGUCGUCAUUUACUGAUCAAAACUUAAAUCCAAGCAAUUCCAAUGCAGGCAAUGAACUUGCCCUAGACGUUUUACAAGAAAACUCCUCUGAAGACCCAGACAGUGUCAUUAACUCGAUUCUAAAUGAAAACUGUAGCAACUCUGAUCUUCUGGACCGAGAUGAAAUCCAGGACUUUCUCAGCUGUAUUGAUGCAAGUAUGGAAGAGCUACAAAGCAUGUUGACCCGGAAGAAGCUGAAUGUUGAAUCAGAUGUUAUUGAAGAGCUAUUUAAACCUGACUUGUCAUCCUCAGAUGUUCCAGUUGUUGAAGCCAGUGCCAGCAUAGGCAAUGAUCUACAACAGAACCCAGGAAACGAUGCAGUAUCGGGCAGCGAUGACCAGUUGAAUAAAGACAAGCAGCUGAUGCAGUAUGUGGGGAACCCUCUGCUGUUUCUUUAUGACCUUUCAUCAAACAGUUCUGCAGCAGCAUCUGUAGAUCCAGGACCUUUACUUACAACUUUAGAAGAUGGCCUGUAUCCUUGCAGCUCAGCAGCACAAAAUAAUACAGCUCUUCCAAAUAACUCCAGCAAAGCAUCGGACCUGUUGCUAGACGAUCUUGUUGGCUCCAAUGUGCAUUUACCCAUGUUUGUCCUUAGCCCAGUCAACAAACUUAUAGAGGAAGCCACAGACUCGGAAGCACUUUAAAAUCUUGGACUUUUUACUAAACCUGUUGUGUCAGGUCAUGUACUGAGUGUUCAAAAUAUGUAUCGCGUCAAUCUCUUGCAAUAAUUUUUUCCCAUGGGAGACAUGAGCCAAUUUUACUGUUGUCUAUGAUGUUUGCAAUGUUAUAACCUUGGAAACUGGUAAAACAUUAUGUUCCAGGUUUUUAUAGCUAUUUCCUUUUAUUUUUAAGAAAAAUGUAAAAACUUAUCAGCACGUGUGCAAAUAUUAAAGGGGUUUUUGCAUUCAGCUAAAAAGGGCUAUAGUGAUUCACAAUCCCAUAAUAAAAAUAUUUGCUGUAUAUUUAGAUUUCUUAUUGUACUGUUACAUAGGUAUUAUUUUAGUCCAUGUUUUUCCUUUUAUUAGUUCAGUUGCUGUAUGUAACACUUGCCUGCCCACAACAAUAACUUUUGUAUAGGUGCCAGGCAUGCGCAGUUCUUUAUCGCGGUCUAUCUCUAUCUGGAACUGUUGCGCAUAUGCAAGCACCUAUCUUCUAUUAUGUGCUACUGCAAAGCUAAUGAUUCUGCACAAUGAGCAGCUUGCCCACAGUUCUAGGUUAUAAUGCAAAAGUCCAUGGUUCACAUUGAAAGAAGAAAAAUUUGUAAAACUGAAGUGUACCUAAAAGAUAGAACCAUUCAAUUAGUUUUCAAUUAAUUUGGUGGUCCCUGAAUUAUUGUGGGUACUUUGGUUAAUGAACAUCUCUUUAGCAAUGCACCUACAGCGUACUUGUCAGAUCACCCAAAAAAAAAAAACUGUUAUAUGUUGCUCAGUAUCUCAUCCUGAUCAUGUGCAUUUUUAUGUGUCUAUGACCUAUAUUUCUCUCAGAAUUAGCUUUAUUUCUGAAUUGCCUUAAUGUUGUCGACCAGAAAUAGGGGGGCGGGUCCCUUUCUUCCCCUCAGGUGCUAACCACUCUCCCUCCCUCACUCUCCUCAGCCACUGGUCUCAGGCGUGAGCAUCUGUAACCCUUUCCUUUCUGGUUUUAUGCUAUACACACACUGUGUGCUUACAGCUUUUGCAAAACUACAGCUCCCAGCAUGCCCACAUAUGAUUGGUAAAACUCAGAUUUACAGCAGUGUUGCUGCAGGCUGUGUUCCUCCUACUGUUGCAAAACUACUACUCCCUGCAUGCCCACACAUCAUUUGGCUGUGCAGGUAUGGUGGGAGUUUUGCAACAGCUGGAGGCAUAUGAUUGUACUCCCCCUGUAUUAGAUAUGCAUACAUACACACACACACACACGGACUUCAUUUAUUCAUACACAUGCACAUUACCUAGACAACACAGAUUUACACACACAUACAUACAUAGAGUAUAUAUAUCCACACACAAACAUAUACAUGCAAGGACACUUAAUUUAAAAAAAAAAAAAAACCUCCAUUCAGUCCCCAUCUUCAUUCACCAGCUUCUUUCAUCACCUGCUCACAGGCAGCAGUGUGCUACUGCCCCUCCCCCUUCUCCUCACACAGGAGACUGUGAAGUAAUCACAGACAGUGAGGGAGCCAAUCACAGCGGCUUUAGAUCUGCAGACCUGUUAAUCAUGAAGUGGGUCCAUGACGUAGGUGAUGACAAGUGGACACAGCCAGACUGGUAUGUAUCCCAGGAGGCAGGGGGGCAGUUCUUUGACUGGCUUUUUCAGUAUGAAAUACAGAAUUUUUUAAUGAAAGCAAUUGCAAAACCUAUUGGUUUUGCAUACUUUACAACUUAUCAAAAGUUUUUAUAUCUGACAGUGCCCAUUUAAAGAGUACCUAUCAUGAUCUAAACUCUACCUUAUCCCCCCAUCUCUCACUAACACUAUUCCUGUGUUUCUUUUCAUUUCACCCUCUUUCUACCUGAUUUAUUGUCUUCUUGGCUGCUCAUUCAGCUAUCCUAGUGUGAGGGAGGAAGGGGGCGUGGCCCAGAAUAGAGGCUGUAAACACAGCAGCUGGCAGCUCUGAAUCUUCUCUCUGUUUACAACUGCAUGUGCAGAGAGAAGAAAGAUCGGAGCUCAGAUAGUAAAAUGAAUUAGGACAUGCAGUAAGGCAGAGUCGGGAGUAGGCCCUGCUGUACUAUUUGUCCUGUCUGAUUGACAGGCAGGGAGCAGUGCUGAGCUUGUCUGUGUCCUGGCUGCAGCCUGAGAUUUAGGACUCCAGCAUGAGUCUGAAAUUUAUAAAAAAUAAAAAUAAAAAAAAAGGGCUUGCGGCCAGAACUGGUAGGGAGACCCCUAGUGGUAAUUUUUUUUUUCAAAGUGAACAAUUAAAUAGAAAGAGGCAUAUUUUUUUUAAUAACAUUGAAUUGAAAAUUUAUUCUGCAUACAUUAAUCUAUAAUAUAUCAACUUUUUGAUGUAAGGUACCCUUUAAGCAGCAAAGGUGUAGAUGGCAACAUUCUAUUUGUGAGCUUCCACCUUUCAGUUCCUCUUAUCUUACUCAAUAUACAGAUUAUGUAAGAUAAGUGCUUCUACAGAAUUACAUUGCUAAUUGAAUUUAAAAAGAAUUGCAAUUACAAUUCAGGGCAUAGUGAUGCUCAUGUAUAGAAAGGUUCUUCAAAGGUACAGUUUCCAUUUUAAUAGAUCACAAAGAGCUGAUCUUGGGUAUGUAUAGUUUUCAUUGUACACUGUGCAUAUUCACAGCCUAAUGUGUAAAUACAGUGAAACUAGUGGGCAAAUGCAUCUGCUGGGAGUCGAGAAUUUCAAUAGCUUCUUUCCAAAAAUAUGGUAUUAGACAUAAGAACCUUUUGUGCUCAGUUGUGCAGCUGAAUGUUAAUUUACUCUAGUUUUUAAGAAUUUUAGUUUACCAAGUUAUUACUGUAUUUUUUUAAAGGUGUGUUUGGUUUUGUUUUUUUAAAUCAAUUAUCUACCGUAGUCUGAGUCUAGAGUCUCUGCCAGGCACUGUUCAUUCCCCUUCUCCACUGGCGGUCUCUUGCACCCCUCAGGCUGCAUCCAGCAGCAGACAUGUUGCAAUAUGUACUGUCCCACAUAGAUUCUCCAUGAGAAAAGGAGACUAAUGGUGUCUAAAGAAUUUAAAAACCUGUAACCCUUUGGCAAAGAAGAUUCUAGACCUUUGGAGGAGAUGCUGAAGGUAGACAUAAAAGUGACUGUGUGUCCACAUGUUUUUGAUGUCUUGCACAUUUACAAAAUAAAACUGGGAUUUUAAGUACA
Messenger RNA from Hyla sarda, 4834 nucleotides. RefSeq names its product heat shock factor protein 3-like. The transcript is spliced from 13 exons. Gene Ontology annotation, biological process: regulation of DNA-templated transcription. NCBI's taxonomy places the organism in Eukaryota, Metazoa, Chordata, Amphibia, Anura, Hylidae. Gene Ontology annotation, molecular function: sequence-specific DNA binding; DNA-binding transcription factor activity. The record is from RefSeq and is a predicted model, not a curated record. The coding region runs from base 111 to 1688 and encodes 525 amino acids.